CUCGAUUCACCUCUUCCUCUCUGCUUAAGGUUUACUCCACCCAGGUCACAUCCCCAACCCUUUUACCUAUCGCUCAGAAGUUACGAGACCGAGGGCCAGACAAGGCGGCUGCUACCACCCACCUUUUUUCCUCCAAAAUUUAUACAUUUUCACUUUCCAUAAUAAUCGAACGUGACAACCGCGAUCAGUUGGAUAACUGCGGAGGGGGUUCUGUUGGUCCGAACGGAGACAGAAUGGGGAAAAUAGAAUGGGCUAUGUGGGCCAAUGAACAGGCUCUGGCGGCGGGGCUCAAAGCAAGCUGUCGUCCCGUUUGCUUCCACCUUGUCCUAUCCUGUCGGAGUCUGCCUGGCAGUCCUCCUUACUGGUGGCAUAGUGGGGGUGGCCGGCCAGUUCAGGGACUGGGAGUUUGCUGCUUAUUCUAUAGCUGCAGGGGUGUUUGUCUGUCUACUAGAGUACCCAAGAGGCAAGAGAAACAAGGGCACCAGUGUAGAAAGGACGGGUCAGUACUGCUUCACUGUCUGUGUGAAGUCAUUCGGCCCACUGACCAGGAACUACUAUGUCAGAGCAUUUCUACAUGCAGCGAUCUGCGUUCCUGGUGGUUUCAUCCUUGCAGCUGUUCUUGGCUGUGUCUGCCUCGGCAUAUCUAGCCUCAUCUACCUUGCGGCGGCCAUCCGAGGGGAGCAGUGGGAGCCCAUCCUGCCCAGGAAGGAGAGUGCCCGUAAGCCGGUGGGAGAGAGCAUCAAGCUCCCUCCCCAGAACCCUCCACCACGCCCACCCGCAGAGAUGCGCAGGAAACGGGCGGAGGACCUGGAGGCGGCUGCCUAUGUCAACCCCAUCGCUGUCAAUGAUGACUAGAUCCCCUUACUGUUCCUCCUUCAGGCCUGUUGGGCUAAGCUCACUCAGGUUAGCUUAUGGUUCCACUGAGCCCCAACCAAAACAGAUCUACAGUGGAGCCCCACCCAGGCCAUGCUCAGUCCCGACUGCCUUUGGUUGAGGGCCGAAUCCUAAAUUGAGAUGGAUAAGCUUGCAUAACAUAGGUUUUGUGUAAAUUGGGAAUUGGCGUCAAUGGGAAUUUUUUUAUGGACUGGUAUCAAGUUAGGAAUCAGGCCUCGGAGAGUAGAGGGUUGUGGAGAGGACACACUGCUGUUGAUGUUUGAUGAUGUAUAAGGGAUUGUAUUGAACUGAGAUGUUGCUGUGCCUUAGUUACUGCAAAAAGGGUGUGUCCUAUAUCUCUGCACCACUUGCCACAUCUCUUUCAGUUAUAAUUUUGGUCCCCAAAAGGCUUUGGAAUGUAAAUGGAAAGUUUGUAUUCUUGUUGCGACAGUAAGUUAUUUUGAGAGCAAUUGAACAAAUGGAUGUGGAUGAGAAUCAACCACAUUAACUGGCACAGACCUAAUGAAAUUAUUUUAAAAGAGAAUGAAGAGCUAUUUCUACAUUUUGUAUCCUCAAAAUAUACUGUAUUAUUUUACACUGGAAUGUUAGUUGUUUAUAAGCAAGCACUGUUUUGCGUUAUCUAUUUCUCUUUUUGGUCGGUUUACUAUGUCAGUGGUCAACUAGCUGUAUUAUGGACAGUUGUGUAUUCACCUCUCUACAAAAUAAUGUAUGUCUAUGUUUUAUGCUUGUUAUGCUUUUUAUACAAUCUGAAAAUAAACAUAGUUAUUCUAGUUAUUUAAAA
Molecule: messenger RNA, 1675 nt
Organism: Oncorhynchus masou masou (cherry salmon)
Lineage: Eukaryota; Metazoa; Chordata; Actinopteri; Salmoniformes; Salmonidae
Product: cytochrome b-245 light chain-like
Exons: 7
Coding region: 265-855 (196 amino acids)
Molecular function (GO): heme binding
Source: RefSeq, a predicted model, not a curated record